Molecule: messenger RNA, 2055 nt
Organism: Pan troglodytes (chimpanzee)
Lineage: Eukaryota; Metazoa; Chordata; Mammalia; Primates; Hominidae
Gene: WNT6
Product: Wnt family member 6
Exons: 3
Coding region: 546-1667 (373 amino acids)
Biological process (GO): cell fate commitment; multicellular organism development; neuron differentiation
Cellular component (GO): extracellular region
Molecular function (GO): cytokine activity; frizzled binding
Source: RefSeq, a predicted model, not a curated record
CCUUAGAGAUGAAAGCCCAACACACCCAUUUUAUAGAAGGAGAAACUUGGGCUAUGGAGCGGGUGUGACUUUUCUCAGCUAGGCUCCAUUCCCUAGCCGUUCCGACAUCUCGUGGCAUUCUCUCUCCCUGGGAUUGUUCUUGCCUUUCAUCGGGGCUGUUCAGCUGACACAUAUCCAGCUUGUGGUCCACUAGGACCAUAUCAUUCCUUGAUACUGCUUACUUUUCUUUGGUGUCUCUUGACGACACAUGCUUUCUUUUCCUUGACGGCCUUCUUGAUCUUUCUUCUGUUAUUUCUUUUCCUUGUCACCCUUUUGGGCCAGAAGUUUGAGUUUUAACUUUGACUUACCUGAUGCCAGCUGCCUUCACCUUGAGUAAAAUUUCUAUAAGGAUUUAUUUACAAAGAUGUGUGCAAGAGGAUAAGAUUGAAUCUUUGCUCUGUAGCAAUUAUCAGACUAGACUCUAGUUAGAGGCGACACAGACAUGGAAUAGCAGGAGAGCCAGACAGGACAAUCUCAAGCUCAGUUUGGAGGUAGGGUGGGAGGGCAUGUCACAGCUUCCGCUGUGGGCUGAGUGGGGCUGGUCCCCCUCCCUUCCACCCCAAGCCCUUUUUUGGGUUACACCCCUGACCUGCUAUUCUCUGCUUUCCAGGGCUGUGGGCAGCCCCUUGGUUAUGGACCCUACCAGCAUCUGCAGGAAGGCACGGCGGCUGGCCGGGCGGCAGGCUGAGUUGUGCCAGGCUGAGCCGGAAGUGGUGGCAGAGCUAGCCCGGGGCGCCCGGCUCGGGGUGCGAGAGUGCCAGUUCCAGUUCCGCUUCCGCCGCUGGAAUUGCUCCAGCCACAGCAAGGCCUUUGGACGCAUCCUGCAACAGGAUAUUCGGGAGACGGCCUUCGUGUUCGCCAUCACUGCUGCCGGCGCCAGCCACGCCGUCACGCAGGCCUGUUCUAUGGGCGAGCUGCUGCAGUGCGGCUGCCAGGCGCCCCGCGGGCGGGCCCCUCCCCGGCCCUCCGGCCUGCCCGGCACCCCCGGACCCCCUGGCCCCGCGGGCUCCCCGGAAGGCAGCGCCGCCUGGGAGUGGGGAGGCUGCGGCGACGACGUGGACUUCGGGGACGAGAAGUCGAGGCUCUUUAUGGACGCGCGGCACAAGCGGGGACGCGGAGACAUCCGCGCGUUGGUGCAACUGCACAACAACGAGGCGGGCCGGCUGGCCGUGCGGAGCCACACGCGCACCGAGUGCAAAUGCCACGGGCUGUCGGGAUCAUGCGCGCUGCGCACCUGCUGGCAGAAGCUGCCUCCGUUUCGCGAGGUGGGCGCGCGGCUGCUGGAGCGCUUCCACGGCGCCUCACGCGUCAUGGGCACCAACGACGGCAAGGCCCUGCUGCCCGCCGUCCGCACGCUCAAGCCGCCGGGCCGAGCGGACCUCCUCUACGCCGCCGAUUCGCCCGACUUCUGCGCCCCCAACCGACGCACCGGCUCCCCCGGCACGCGCGGUCGCGCCUGCAAUAGCAGCGCCCCGGACCUCAGCGGCUGCGACCUGCUGUGCUGCGGCCGCGGGCACCGCCAGGAGAGCGUGCAGCUCGAAGAGAACUGCCUGUGCCGCUUCCACUGGUGCUGCGUAGUACAGUGCCACCGCUGCCGUGUGCGCAAGGAGCUCAGCCUCUGCCUCUGACCCGCCGCCCGGCCGCUAGACUGACUUCGCGCAGCGGUGGCUCGCACCUGUGGGACCUCAGGGCACCGGCACCGGGCGCCUCUCGCCGCUCGAGCCCAGCCUCUCCCUGCCAAAGCCCAACUCCCAGGGCUCUGGAAAUGGUGAGGCGAGGGGCUUGAGAGGAACGCCCACCCACGAAGGCUCAGGGCGCCAGACGGCCCCGAAAAGGCUCUCGGGGAGCGUUUAAAGGACACUGUACAGGCCCUCCCUCCCCUUGGCCUCUAGGAGGAAACAGUUUUUUAGACUGGAAAAAAGCCAGUCUAAAGGCCUCCGGAUACUGGGCUCCCCAGAACUGCUGGCCACAGGAUGGUGGGUGAGGUUAGUAUCAAUAAAGAUAUUUAAACCACUA